This is a messenger RNA of Strongyloides ratti, 4287 nucleotides long. RefSeq names its product Protein mesh. The coding region runs from base 1 to 4287 and encodes 1428 amino acids. The transcript is spliced from 4 exons. Lineage: Eukaryota; Metazoa; Nematoda; Chromadorea; Rhabditida; Strongyloididae. Gene Ontology annotation, biological process: cell-matrix adhesion. The record is from RefSeq and is a predicted model, not a curated record.
AUGGGAUCACGGUAUAAGUUAUAUAAUAAAACAAUAAAUUAUAUAUUUUUAAUAUUAAAUAUUAGUUUAUUAUCUUUCGCACAACGUAAUAUAGAUGCCGGUUCAAGUAGUCAGUUUGAAACAAAUCCAGAAGCUUUCACAUCAACUGGUCUCAAUUUUUAUUCAAGUAAUAGUUUAGUAAGAUAUGGUAUUAAUGCUGGUGAUUUUAAAGUUCAUCCAUCAUUAUUAACAUCUGGUCAAACAAUUGAUUUACAUCAUUUUUUUCCUUAUUAUGGUGGUCUUUAUAAUUAUACAACUAUAUCUGUUAAUGGAUAUAUAGCAUUUGCAAAUGUUUUAGAUCAAGGACCAACAAUAAAUGUUGGACCAACAGCAACUGAUUGGCCUAAGCAACAAGAUCCUGCUAUGAUGGCACCAUAUUUAUGUAAACAACAAAUACCACAAAAUAUUCCACCAGGUUUUCAAACUGGUGUUUAUUAUCGUGUUAUUUUAAGAUCAACUGCUUUUGGUAAAGCAUCAGAUAUGUCUAGUUCUUAUCAACAAAGUAUCUUUUUUGGUUCUCAACGUAGUGCAUGUCCUGGAACAGGUGAUGGUUAUGUAAAAUGUAAUAAUGAAGGUGAUAGAUUUCUUGAUGAAAUGAUGAAACGUCUUAUGGAAGGUGUUGCUGGUGCUGCAGCAUUUCGUGCUGAUGCAGCUUUAGUUGUUACAUGGGAAAAUACAGCAUCAGCUAUUGCUGGAAGAUCAGAUUUUGAUAGUGGUAAAUUAGGUACAUAUCAACUUAUAUGGUUAACUGAUUAUGCAAUGAGACUUAGUUAUACAAUUAUUAAUUAUGAAAAAUUAGGUUUUGAUGCAGCUGAUGUACGUGAUAAUUCUAAAACUGGUAGAUGUAUAGCUGUUUUUAAUGGAGGUAAUCAUACUGGUUUAGUACCUAUAGAUCCAACACAAGGAUAUAAAAAUACACCAAAAGUUUUAUCACAACGUUCUGGUGUACCACAUUUAGGACGUGGUAUAUAUAUGUUUCGUGUUGAUGAUGUUGUUAGACCAGCAGGUUGUUCCAAUAAAACUGGUGGAACAUAUCCAAUUUUAAUUUAUCCAAAUAUAGUUAAUAUGUUAGGUGAAAUGACUGUUGAUAUAAAUGCAUUAUGUCUUGAUCCAACACAAACAUAUGUUCUUAUGAUUGAACAAAGACAAACUGCUACAUGUACUGUAUUAAAUUCAGCUAUAGCAAGAUGUAAUUUACCUAAAAUAUAUGAUUGGGGUACAAAAACAGUCUAUUUUCAACCACAAUCAAGUGGAGCAAAUGAAGAAAAAGCAUUUGUUGGAUAUAUAUAUUUUGUACCACCAACAUUAGAUCCAAUGAGAUUAGAUAUAGGUAAUUUAUAUGAUUGGUAUAAAAAUCCAAUGGGUAGAUUAACAAUGCCAUUAUCAUGGUAUCCUAGAAAUUUUACAAAUACUGAUAUGGUAACAAGACAAAAUUUUCAAUUAUCUGAUGUAAAUCUUUAUACUGUACAAUUAGGAUUAUAUGUAAUUGGAUAUAAAGAAGAUAAAGAUGAAAAAAUAAAAAAAUUCCGUCCAGAACAUCGUGUUAUUGCAAGAUUAGCAACAUAUAAUAAUCGAGGAGAUUAUGAACAUCGUUGGAAACCACAAGAAGAAUUAAUUAAUCUUGAUCAAGUUGAACAAUGGUAUUUAACAGAAUGGGAAAGAUUAAAUGAAUUAUAUUCUUUUCGUGUAGGAUAUCUUAAAUUAGCACCUAUAAGAACUGAUCAAGGAAUAAGUGUUAGUUUAUUACCUGGAUUAGUAUCAGCACCAAUAUCAUUACAUUGGUUAUGGACAAUACAAAAUACUCGAAUUGAUACAACACAAACAAUUAGUACAUCAACAGGUGAAUUUGUUGAUAAAAAAGCUGAAUGGAUUCAUGAAAAAGCUACUGAAAUGUGUCAUGAUUGGUAUGAUGAAGAUGGUGCAUUAUUUAAUUUUAUUCGUGAUACAGAAACAAAUGCAUCAUGUCCAUGUGUUGAAUCACAAGCAAAACUUGAUCUUGGACGUUUUAUGCCACAUCCAAGAUGUUCACAAACAUUUAGAGAUAUUACUUGUACAACAAUGAUUGGAGCUAAAAAUUGUUAUAUGUCAUCACAAAAUAUUUAUGGUAGUAGUACAACUGGUAGUCAUAGUUAUGCAACAAGUUCACGUUUUCCAACACAUUAUGGACAAGUAUGUUGUUAUGAUGCUACUGGAUAUUUAAUGCAAACAUCAUAUCAACCUGUUAUUAAAGUUAUUGAAGAAACACCAUAUAAUCCUGGUUUUCCAUUACGUGCAUAUGAAUUUGGUACAUCACCAUAUAUGGGACAAUUUGAAGUUCCUGGUUUAUCAUCAUUUCAUCAUGAUUAUAUGCCAUACUUUUUAUGUUGUAAAUUUGCUAAAUCAAGAUGUCAAAUGUUUUAUUGGAGAAGACCAUCAUCAGCAUGUCAAGCAUAUAAACCACCAGCUGUUGGUGAAGUAAUUGGUGCUGGAACAUUUUAUACAUUAGAUAAUCAAAAAUUUGUUUUUAAUGAUCCUGGUGUAUUUAUUUUAUUAAAUAUUCCUAAAGCAACUGUUACACCUGAAGUUAGAAUACAAGUUAGAUUAGAAAGAUAUCCAAAUAGAAGAGUUGAUUUUAGUCAACUUGGUAGAUAUCUUAGUCAACAAGAUUUAGUACAACCAAGUAAUGCUACAGUUGUUACUGGUGUUGCUAUUGAAGCAACUGGAACAGAUAGAGUACAUGUUGUUGUAAGAAAAGAUACAAGAAGAUUUAGAUAUAGAACUAGUGUUAUAGUUGGAAAUAUAAUGAGAUAUUUUGAUACAAUGCGUAUACAAAGAUUUAAAGGUGUUCUUGUAUAUGUUAAUAAUAUUGAAAGAGGACAACCAGAAGUAUAUGUUGUAUUAGAAGAAGCACAAAUUGGUAUUAGAGUACGUGAAUCAUAUUCACUUGAUAUUGAUAGACUAUCUGAUCUUCAAGAAUCAAUGGGUAUGUUAGAUGUUCAAGUUAGUGUACCACAACAAUAUGGUAUUCGACCUGAUGGUAAUCGUAUGUAUGAUAUAUAUGGUGAUAAAAGUAUAUUUCCAACAAUAACAGGAUUAUUAAGACCAGAUGAAAGUGGUGGAAUAUAUAAUACACCAAUGACAGAUUCUGAUGUUAAUGGUGGAGUUGCUGCAUCGUUAAAUAGAUAUAAAAUUCCUGGUUCUGGUGAAGCUGGUAGUCAAGAUAAUUAUGCUAGUGCAUAUGCAACAACAGAUUCUGCUUAUAAAAAUAUGUUUACAACAUCAAGAGAUGAAGAUAAAAAAUUUGAAGUAUUUCCUGAAGCAUUUAUGAAAUCAGAACCUGUAUAUGCUGCUGCACCUUAUUGGGUUCAACCACCUCAUAAUUUUAAAGCACAAACUGGUGCUGAUAUAUCAUCAUUAAUUAAUAGAUGUUCACAAACACAAAUUAGUUCUAGUCAAGGAAUUAAUUAUAAUCAAUAUGGUGUUGCUCAAUAUCAAAUAAUGACUGAUUGUCCUGAUGAUCCAUCAAAUGUUCUUCAAGUUUGUGGUGAUAGUCCUUCAUGUAAAUAUGAUUAUGCUUUAUUAAAUGAUAAAAGAUUAGGUCAACAAGUAUAUAUGGAAUAUAAUAAUUUUGUUUCUGAACGUUAUGAAGCUAGUAGAAAGUAUAAUAGUUGUGGUGCAAUUAAUAUUGAAUAUCCAGAAUAUAUGACAAAAACACCAGCAUUAUCUCCAAGUUAUUUAGAAGGUGAUACAGCACGUUUUGAUUGUUUUCAAACACAUUGGGUUAAAGGACAAAAUGAAUAUACAUGCCAAUUAGUUGCUGAUUAUAAUGAUCCUAGUAGAUAUCGUUAUGAAUGGAAUAAAGGAAAUCAACCAUGGUGUAGAUCAAAAGAAUUAGAUAACUUUUUAACAUGGUUAACAGGAAUAUUAACAACUGUUGGUAUAAUUAUUGCUAUUGUUUUUAUUUUCUUAAUAUGUUGGUCAGUAUCUAAAAGAAAUUUACAAAAAAAUAGAAAUGAUACAAAUACAUAUAAAACAAGAGAUACCUCAACAGAUAAAAGUAUAAUAAAAAAUCGAUUUAGAAAUCAAGAUUUGUUAGAUGGAAUAGAUGAUGAUGGAAUGACAACAAUGAGAUAUUCUCCAAAACCAGGAAGACGUUAUAAUAGAGAUGAUAUCAUGUCAAAUAUUUCACCUGAUGAUACACCUGAUUUAAGAAGUAGACAAAUGAAUGGAGAAGCUACAAAUUUACUUGGAAUGAAAACAAGUGUUUAA